CCAUAACGAAUCCUAGUUUAAGUCACUGCAUACAAGACAUUUUUACAUACACACUCGCUAAUCGCACUUACACAUUUAUACCAUGGCGGACGCUGCCUUCUCGGAACGCUUGGCGGAUCAUAGUACCAUGGAUAAAGUGGUACUUGACCCUGAUGUGUACUGCUCACUAGUCAAGUGCGCCUUCAACCAGGCGUUCCAACGCAAGUCGGAGAUGAACCAACAUUCCUUGCUAUUUAAGCAGUUGGUCAACUCAUUGCUGGAAACGCCUGACUCAGAUAAAACAAUAGGACCACCGAAACCUAACCCAGGUGUUUUGAGCGGUAACUUAAAGGAAUCCAUAGAUGCUAUUAAAACUGACUUCCUAGACCACUACUCGCUGCUAUACAACCUCGAGGAGUACAGUAUACGUGAACGUUUGGAGAUUUUGGGUAGACACACCACCGUCGAGAACACGUUGCAUCAUGAGUCUGUAGGUGUCUCCAGGAAUCAACCAGAUGAACUGGGAUAUGGAGGCGACACAGGAAUACCUGAAGAUGACCAGCCAGAUGAAGGAACAGUGUCACACGGAGUGUUUGACAUGAUUAACUCACUGAAGAAUAAAUUUGAAAAAUUGAACCAACGCAUAGAAGCCCUGGACAAUGAACUGGAUGCACAAGUAGGGGACCCUAACCUAAGGGAAUGGGAAAAGUCACCUGAAUCAUACCACCAACGAGGUGAAUAUGACCUAGAAGGUGACCAGGAGCUGUGCGACCAUAUACGCAACCUAUACGCACACCUACACCAUCAAGCCAAAAUUAACAACCAGAAGAUAGAGGCCAUGCGGAACCGUUUGUCUACCCUGCAGGCACAUGCCAAAGUACUGCGUCGCCGCGACCCGCAUGAUACACGUAUCGGUCUAUGAGCACGGCCAGGCGUUCCUGGUAACUUCAGUGUACAUAGUAUAAUGCUAAUAUA
Molecule: messenger RNA, 954 nt
Organism: Babesia bovis T2Bo
Lineage: Eukaryota; Apicomplexa; Aconoidasida; Piroplasmida; Babesiidae
Exons: 2
Coding region: 83-901 (272 amino acids)
Source: RefSeq, a predicted model, not a curated record